AUGCUGAAUGAUUUCCUUUUCCGCUCUACACAGGAAGCAAACACUGACUGAGGAAGUACAGUUGCAAAAAGCCUUUGACAGAUCCUCCAGAAAACAAUAGCAAAAGGACUGUUGGCUCCGUAUCCAGAGCCCGUGGAUGGAAGUCAUGGGUCCUGAAAGAAUUCUUCCGAACUCCGAGGAGGAAUUGGGACACGACCGCCCGUCCGAUGGACUUGGAGUUCCUGAGUGGAGCGGAGAGGACAUCGAGGAAGAUGAAGCAGGCGCCGUUGAUGAAGAUGACGAAGACAACGGAGGCUACUACUAUCAGCCCCUUAAUCAAGACCCGGAUGGAAUGUUGCCGGUGCCCACCGAACAACCAGAUGAAACGGCAUCGCCCGCCGAACAGAUUCAAGAGGUCCAGGACCGAAUAGAGGCGAUGGGUCUGUUCUUGCCCCAGCCACCCCCGGUAGACAGCGACGAGGAGGACGACCCAGAGGAGGCAGCUGCCUGCAGGAGCCGAGCCUCCAUCCCAAUGGAUGAUAACCACGUGGAGCUGGUGAAGAGGACCAUGGCGGCGGUGAACCUGCCCAUGCUGGGCGUCCCAGCCUGGGCACAGGACAUCUCAGACGACCAGUGGAAGGACAUGGUCCAGCAGACGCUCCAGUCCAGGCCGACCGACUCCCCGCUCACGCUGGACAACAACUGAGGCGUGAGCAAGAGUGACCGCGAGGCCAGAACAGACCCCCACCCACCCCCUACAUUUCAUGUCACUAUUCCCUCUGCAUAAGAGACUGAUUAUUUGGGAGUGAAGUGGAGGAGGAAUGCAUUUUCUUGAUAAAAUGUUGAUGAAAGCACUAAGGUCAAACAAAUCUUAAUUUUUAUUAACUUUAAUUAUUUUUUUUAAAUGGAUCCAUUGAGGUAUUCGUGUAGGUGGUAGUCCCUCUGCUGGUCAUGACUGUCCGAUUAAAGUGACCGGGCGGUCAAGACGGAAGACGAGACUGCCACUCGCUGGUCUGGGCAAACACGUUAAAGCUUUUAACGGUGGAUUAGGUGGUGUUUGGAAGUAUUUGUGCUGAACUCCCAAGAUGCUUCCUGUCCUCAAUAUCCAGAAUAAAUGAUUUGGAACAUUCAACUCAUGGACACUCCAAACCUACACGUGACCACACGUGUCUGAUUGGAAGAAUGAGUGUUGGAUUAAACAUUAAAACUAGCUGACAGAAUCAGGCGUUUUGAGCAGGUUAAUAUUACGGUGCUGUUGUCAUGACUCGGACCCUGUGUGUGUUUGCACUACCAGAGGGACAUAAUAUAUGAGUGGCAUAAGAACCAAUGCAGAUUACUACACUUUCCUUUUACUUUCUAAAGCAAGUUUCUUCUAAACGUCUGAAGUACAUGUCUGACCAAAAGUCUGUUAAUUCAAAGUGAUUUGUGUUUUGCGAGAGGGCUGGAAGUUUCUGCUUUCAGUCUGCUGGUCUGCUUUUCAGCUUAUGUAAAUUGGAGUGUUUGUUGUUGAAGUGAUCAUGUAAGUUUGUUUCUGUGUGGAAUUACAUAAUUCUGCAUUUUAAUUCUGAAAUGUGAAUUUGUGUUUGGUGAGUGAAGUUCUGCCUUUCUACCGUUUGUAUGCUGUUCAACUUCUCCAUUAUUUCAACAAGCCACUGUAAAUCAAAAAACACUUCAUUGCCUGUUAAUGAGUCUUUUGUUUUUUUUAUUUUAUUUUUGUUCUGUACAUACAUGAACAUCUGUACAAAAUAUGACUCUCAUACUAUGUAAUGCUCUACCUAAUAAAAGUACAACAUAUGUACAAAAUGACCUGGAAA
Clupea harengus (Atlantic herring) is the source of this 1793-nucleotide messenger RNA. It is a transcript of the gene mea1, whose product is annotated as male-enhanced antigen 1. Gene Ontology annotation, biological process: spermatogenesis. The record is from RefSeq and is a predicted model, not a curated record. Lineage: Eukaryota; Metazoa; Chordata; Actinopteri; Clupeiformes; Clupeidae.